Messenger RNA from Leptonychotes weddellii (Weddell seal), 465 nucleotides. Its product is annotated as hemoglobin subunit zeta. The record is from RefSeq and is a predicted model, not a curated record. Lineage: Eukaryota; Metazoa; Chordata; Mammalia; Carnivora; Phocidae. Gene Ontology annotation, biological process: hydrogen peroxide catabolic process; oxygen transport. Gene Ontology annotation, cellular component: haptoglobin-hemoglobin complex; blood microparticle; hemoglobin complex. Gene Ontology annotation, molecular function: iron ion binding; peroxidase activity; heme binding.
AUGUCUCUGACCAAGGCAGAGAGGACCAUCAUCCUGUCCAUGUGGGACAAGAUCUCCACUCAGGAGGAUGCCAUUGGCACUGAGGCCCUGGAGAGGCUCUUCACCAGCUACCCGCAGACCAAGACCUACUUCCCGCACUUCGACCUGCGCCCCGGCUCCGUGCACCUGCGCGUGCACGGUGCCAAGGUGGUGGCCGCCCUGGGCGAUGCGGUCAAGAGCAUCGACAACGUCGCGGGCGCCCUGGCCAAGCUGAGCGAGCUGCACGCCUACAUUCUGCGCGUGGACCCCGUCAACUUCAAGCUCCUGUCCCACUGUCUGCUGGUCACCGUGGCCUCGCACUUCCCCGCCGACUUCACGGCCGACGCCCACACCGCCUGGGACAAGUUCCUGUCCAUCGUGUCCUGCGUCCUGACCGAGAAGUACCGCUGAGCGCAGCCGCCCUAUGGAGGGCGGACUGCGGCCCCU